Uranotaenia lowii is the source of this 1161-nucleotide messenger RNA. RefSeq names its product thioredoxin domain-containing protein 15 (gene bug). The transcript is spliced from 2 exons. Gene Ontology annotation, biological process: cilium assembly. The coding region runs from base 7 to 1068 and encodes 353 amino acids. NCBI's taxonomy places the organism in Eukaryota, Metazoa, Arthropoda, Insecta, Diptera, Culicidae. The record is from RefSeq and is a predicted model, not a curated record. Gene Ontology annotation, cellular component: cilium.
AAAUCGAUGUUUUGGAGCCUGCAUGGCUUGCUAAAAAAGUUUUGCAAUCGUUUGAAAACUACUUCAAAAGGUCACGUAGGUUUUUCAGAAUUAUUUCCAUAUUUAUGCAGCCACUCUCGCAAUAAAAUGCUGUUCUUGAAAGUCCUUGUGAGUUGUUUGAUCGUAAUUCAAGGUUGCUCUGCGUUCCGUUUUGGUGGUUUGGAACUGUACGCGCAGAUCUUUAAUGGAGAUUUCCUGGAUUAUAAACCUUUCGGCGGAGAAAGUCCGAAACCAAGCGAAGAUCAACCUCAUCAACACCAACAACAGGAGAUUUCUUCUUCCGAAGGUUACACUCGUAAUUCCUUUUUGGAUUUCAUUACCUACAAGGACAAACGCUUUUGUUCGAUAGACGAUGAGGAAAUAGAAGAUGCCGAUGGGGAUUCAAAAAAUACCUAUAGGAAGCGCCCUUUGAAGGUCAAAUGCAUUCUAGCAAAAGGAAAUGGCACGCUACAUAUUAUCACUUCGCUCAAAGAAGUUAUAAGCACGCUGGCGCCUCACGGAAAUUCGACCAAGCGUUCUCAGGCCGGAAGUUGUGUCGUGAUGCUGUUCUAUACCAAAACAUGCAUUCACAGUGCGUUGAUGGCACCACAUUACAAUGCAUUGGCUAGACAUUUUCCCGACCUCAAGGUGGCCGCAAUCGAUGCCUUUAACUUCCACUAUCUGAACACCGAAUUCGGUAUCCUUGGGCUACCGACAAUCAUGUUCUUUCACCAAGGUCGGCCACUUAUAAAGUUCAAUGAAACUGAAAUAACGUUGGAGUCGUUGGUCAAAUUUGUAACCAAGCACAGUGGCGUAGAACCUCGAUUGGCUAAUCACAAGAUGACCAUUCAAGUACCGCACUACAUUUCGGAUGAUUUCAAGGGACCGUUAUCCAACAAGGUCGAGAAGAAAACCGACUACUGGCUCUAUGUGGCAUGGAUUUUCAUAGUAGUGUGUGGGUGCUACUAUUUUACCAAGUCCGUUUUUUACGUGCAGAUAGUCGAAAUGGUCAAGCGAAAUUGGAGGGAAUCGGAAGCUCACCAUCGUUAGUUUGAUAAAAAAAAUCGGUUUAGUAUUGUUUAAAUAUUUUGUUAAUUAUGUGUGAUAAACUAAAAAGUAAUAAAAAAUAAAUUAAAGAAAAAA